AUGGCUACCUUCAAUAUCCUAAAUAAGCAUCUUCGACUUCAUCAGAGGAUUCGUUGUUUGUCUUUACUCUAUCUCAGCACUGGUACUUCUCCAUUAGUGAAUAAUGUUGAAAUCAGAAAGAAGAGGAAUGCAAUUUUUGAUGAAGAGAAAAAAAGACAGUUUUCACUUAUAAAAAGAAUUGAAAAGAUACAUGUGGAACAUGUGGGGCCUCCAGAGACAUGCACCUUGAUUAUGAAUAAGGGUUUGUCUACACCAUUCAACUGUGCCAUGCACAUCCAAGAAUUGUUGAUGACCCAAUCUGUGAUAGCAUUGGUCAAUGGAAAACUCUGGGACAUACAUUGUCCACUGACUGAGGAUUGUGAAUUACGUUUUAUGCAUUUUAAAGAAGAUGACUGCAAUGAAGCAAACGAGGUUUUCUGGAGGUCUUGUUCUUUUAUUCUUGGUCAUAUUUUGGAAACUGCCUUUAAAGAUGAACAUCCUGUGGAACUCUGUAGUUUUCCACUUCCAAAUGUGAAAAGCGGCAGUUUUGUAUAUGAUGCUGAUUUAAAGUUGCCAAAAUGGAGACCUACUCAAACUGAGCUUAAUUGCCUUAGUCGUAUUGGCUCCAAAUUGCAAUACGCAGAUCUUCGUUUUGAACCUCUUGACAUUAGUACAGAUGUGGCACUGAAAAUGUUUUCCGAUAACAGAUUCAAAAUGCAACAAAUUCCAGAAAUUGCAGCUACAUCUUUCAAUGGCUCAACUAUAAGAGUUUACCGGAUGGGUGACCAUAUUGAUAUCAGUAGGGGGCCUAUGAUGUCAUCAACAGCACUUUUAGGAAGAUUCAGUGUCACUGCGGUACACCAUGUGGAUAGCUUUGAAUAUGGUCCAUUGCAAAGAGUACAAGGAGUGGCAUUACCAAAACAAUUUUGGCUCCAUCAGUGGACAUAUGAAUUGUUAGAAGAGAAAGCCCGCCAACUGAAUACUGCACCGUCUCCCAGGUUACAUCGCAAAUCCAGGCUACAGUCACAAAAUAGUUUGGAAAAAGCACCAGAACCAAGUUAA
Molecule: messenger RNA, 1041 nt
Organism: Acanthosepion pharaonis
Lineage: Eukaryota; Metazoa; Mollusca; Cephalopoda; Sepiida; Sepiidae
Source: the annotation of a GenBank genome assembly